CCAUCUCAAAAUAAACUAUUGAAAGUUCAACAAUCUAGCAAAAUUCGUGAAAACCAUCAUUAGCCAUCCUCUCAUCUUGUGGUUGAGAAAACUGAAUGGGACAUCAUGCGAAGAUUCAUAAAUCUUGAUGGUGCAAUAUUUAUAUCAUUCUGCUUAUGUAGGUGGAAUAAUAGUGGUCCCCUUUGUGGUACUGGCAUUCCAAAAAAUAUCUGUUGGUGAAAAAAAAAUAGAUCUGCAUUUUUCUUACAAUUGAUUCAUUCUUUUGGUUGCCUUUUUGUUGCUUACUUUCUUGGUUUCACAUAUUUGGAUUCAGCCUUAAGGUCGGACAGGAGAGAAAGUGAAGUUGUUUUCAUUGAAUAUGUUCCUGCUUCUUUUCAUCUUGUUGUCAGCUGUUAGCGUUGUAGCUGACGAUAUAUCUCCAGGCUCAACGCUUUACGCCUCAAAUCCAGAACAGUCGUGGAAUUCUCCUAACAACUCUUUCUCACUUUCCUUCAUUCAAGAAUCUGAAAACACAUAUUUUGCUGCCAUUAUCUAUAAUGGUAACCCCAUCUGGAAAGCAGGUGGUGAUCCUGGUGGGGCUGUUGAUUCCUCAGCUGCACUUCGCUUCCUCCCAGACGGAAACCUCCAGCUGGUGGCAGGGUCAACAGGUUCUUUAGUAUGGCAAUCCGGCACUUCUGGACUAGGCAUCACCUCUGCUUCACUUGAGGAUUCAGGUAAUUUUGUACUCAAGAACGGGAGUUUUCCCAUUUGGACAACUUUUGAUAAUCCAACUGAUACAAUUCUCCCUGGACAAAAUUUCACUGUUGAUCAUGUUCUGCGAUGUGGGUUGUACUCUUUUCGUCUGUUAAGGUCAGGGGUAGCUCUCCAGUGGAAUGAUUCCAUAGUGUAUUAUACCUCUUCAGGGAUUAACACAACUGGUAGCUUAAACUUGACUUCACCAAGUCUAGGCAUGCAGCCAGUUGGGAUAUUUUCGCUUUAUGAUCCGUUGCUUUUGACUCCUGUAAUUAUGGCUCGAGAUAUUGACUAUGGUGAAGUAAUUGAUAACACUCUAAGGUUUGUGAAGUUGGAUUGUGAUGGGAAUAUGAGGAUUUACAGUUCUGCAAUGAGUAGUGGAAGGGGAAGUAAGGUUGUGACAUGGACUGCUGUCAGUGAUCAGUGUCAGGUUUUUGGUUAUUGUGGGAGGUUUGGAGUUUGCAGGUACGAUGAGUUUAAUGUUAAUCCAACCUGCAGUUGCCCAUCAGAGAAUUUUGAUCCUAUCGAUCCGAGGGAUGCUAGGAAGGGAUGUAAGAGGAAAGUGGAAAUUCAAGGUUGUCAAACAACAAUGUUAUCUUUGAAUAAUGCUUUGUUCUUGACAUUCCAGCCAGAAAUCAGUUCAGAUCUCUUUACGGCGAAUAUCAGGGCUUGCCCAUCAUUAUGUCUCGCUGAUACUUCGUGUGUAGCCUCAACUUCCUUGGCAGACGGAACAGGAGUUUGUUACAUGAAAAGAUCAGCAUUUAUCAGCGGAUAUCAGUCUCCAACGUUCACUAGUACGUCAUAUGUGAAAGUCUGUGAGCCUGCCAUGCCAAAUCCUCCAUUCUCUUCUAGUAGAAGUGACAAAAAAUCUGAAGCACUGAAGAUUGCUGUUGUGGUUCUGGGCUGCAGUUUGGCUCUGGUCAUUCUAGUGGUUGGUUUUUUGUGGUUGUAUCGGAGGUCUAAACCAAAAUAUGAAAGUUUACUUCCUCAUUAUUCAGUUUCUGACUAUGCAUCUGGUGUUCCUGUUCAAUUCUCAUACAAGGAGCUCCAACGUGAAACGAAAGGCUUCAAGGAAAAGCUGGGAGAAGGAGGAUUUGGGUGUGUUUAUAAAGGAACCCUCUCAAAUAAAAUGGCUGUUGCUGUAAAGCAGCUGGAGGGAAUUGGCCAGGGAGAGAAACAGUUCAGAAUGGAGGUUGCAACAAUCAGCAGCACACACCAUCUAAAUUUGGUGAGGUUGAUCGGAUUUUGCUCAGAAGGCCGACACAGGUUACUGGUGUAUGAGUUCAUGAAAAAUGGCUCUCUCGACAGUUUUCUGUUUACUUCAAAAGACAAGAACGUUCUAAAUUGGGCACAUCGGUAUAGCAUUGCCUUGGGGACUGCAAGGGGGAUCAUGUAUCUGCACGAGGAGUGCCGUGACUGCAUUCUUCACUGCGACAUAAAGCCUGAGAACAUUCUCUUGGACGAAAACUACAAUGCAAGAAUCUCUGAUUUUGGGCUUGCAAAGCUCCUGAACCUGAACGACCAUAAGCACCGGAGCCUAAUCACCGUGAGGGGAACCAGAGGGUACUUAGCUCCAGAAUGGGCCGCGAAUCUCCCAAUAACUUCAAAAGCUGAUGUGUACAGUUAUGGAAUGGUGUUGUUGGAGAUAGUAAGUGGAAAGAGGAACUUCGAAGUUUCUCCCGCUACGAAUCACAAGAAGUUCACAUUGUGGGCGUAUGAAGAGUUUGAGAAGGGCAAUAUAGAGGGAGUCCUUGACAAACAGCUCAUAGAAAGUGAUAUAGACAUGGUGCAAGCAAUGAGAGUCAUCAAAGUAAGCUUCUGGUGCAUUCAAGAACGGCCGUCGUUUAGGCCUACGAUGGGAAAAGUGGUGCAAAUGCUUGAAGGGAUUGCUGAUAUACAUAAACCACCUCCACCUGUGGCUCUGGUUGAAGGAUCAGCACCAGCUUCAUCAGUUUAUUCAUCCCAAAUGUCAGCAAUCUCAUCUUUAGCUUCAGAAUGAAAGAUGUGGAGGGAAAUCUUGAUUGAGUGUGUCAUCAACAGCUUUCCUUAUGCCUGGAAAUACUGAGUAGGACUUGGAAGAAUGAUAGCCAAAGUUGAUUCUGUAAGAACCCUUUGAUGAAUAUGAUUUGUUUAGUCUUUUGUUGUCUUUUUCAGAUGUGAAAUCAGAAACGGUUGUGUGAUUUUGUAGUCAUAGUCUUUGUAAUACUUAAUGAUUCUUAAUUUAAA
Sesamum indicum (sesame) is the source of this 2958-nucleotide messenger RNA. The record is from RefSeq and is a predicted model, not a curated record. Lineage: Eukaryota; Viridiplantae; Streptophyta; Magnoliopsida; Lamiales; Pedaliaceae.